Messenger RNA from Microthlaspi erraticum, 3225 nucleotides. Lineage: Eukaryota; Viridiplantae; Streptophyta; Magnoliopsida; Brassicales; Brassicaceae. The record is from the annotation of a GenBank genome assembly.
AUGGCGGAAGAGAAUCGCAAGAAUCGAGGCGUUUCAUCUGAAGUCGCGAUUCCUUCCGGUUUGAACCGGAUCAAGACUCGGUUAGCUUCAUCGGGUCCUAUACCUGAAGCUUCCACCGAUUCCGGAAACUAUGGUGUUCCGAAACCUCCUUUUGGCCGUAAGCAGAAAAAUAUUGUUCCUCGUGGAAAUGGCAGAAUCUCUGGCUCUUCCAAGCAAGAGCAUAAAGGGAAAAAGUUGUCGAGGUGGCUUGCUUCAUAUAAACCCAAGCAUUCAGAGAACCCUCCCAAAAAUGGUUGCUCGAGUAGUGAGGAUGUUAACUUCAAAACCAAGACCUCUCGUAAAGACGAAGAGAGGGUGGCCAAGCUAUCUGAAACUAACCUUCCCUCUUGCAAAGUGUCAAUCGGUAUAAAGAGCUUUUCCCAUGAAUUGGGGCCAAGGGGUGGUGUUCAAACUGCGACCCCUCGUCCCCACAGCUACAACGAUCUGAAGGAACUUCUCGGCUCACUUCACUCAAGAUUUGACGUUGCUAAGGAGAUUGUGGAUAAGAAGCUAGAUGACUUUGUCAUAGAUGUGGAAGAGGCUAUGGAGAAAAUGGAUCCAUCAUGUCCUGAAGAUCGAGAAAUGGCAGAGGAGUUACUUAAGUUGGCUCAAUCCUGUAUAGAGAUGACAUCUGCUCAACUUCGUGCUACUUGCGAGUCUAUUGUCCAAGACUUAACCAGGAAAAGGAAACAGUGCCAAGCAGGACUUGUGAAGUGGUUCUAUUCGCAGUUGCUUUUUAUACUGACUCAUUGCACAAGAGUUGUGAUGUUUCAGAAGGAGACUGAGCCAAUUGAUGAGGAUUCCUUCCGCAAAUUUAAGGAAUGUUUAGAAAGCAUCCCUGCUCUGGAAAAGAAUUGGGUUUCCAGUUCUAGAGUUGAUGAUUCUGGUUCUAAAUAUCAGAGGAAUGAAGCUGGAAAAAAGUUCAAGAGACAGGACAAAGAAUCUUUAGAAGCAGACACAACUUUUAGUUAUGGGAUACCAGAUGAUCAUAGCAAUAACGCUGCUAGAGAAGGUUAUGCAGCUCCUAAUCAGGGCUUUCCAUCGCAGGAAUCCCAAUUUGAUAGUAAAGUGGUGGAACAAAAAAGUUAUUUAAGCGAUGAGUAUCAAGAGAGGAUGUCAAAUGGGUCUGGUAAAGAGUUAGGUGGAUCUGAUUAUGUAAUCUGCAGAAUAUGUGAGGAAGAAGUUACUAUCUCCCAUCUGGAACCGCACUCCUACAUAUGUGCAUAUGCAGAUAAGUGUGAAAUAAAUUGUUUGGAUGUUGAUGAGCGCCUUCUGAAACUUGAAGAGAUCCUGGAACAGAUAAUUGAUUCACGAAGUUUAAAUUCCUUUACUCAAGUUGGUGGCCUGGAAAAUACAGUUUUGCAGAAAUCUGGAGUUGCAUCUGAAGGUUGUUCUCCCAAGGUAAAUGAAUGGCGGAAUAAAGGUGUUGAAGGAAUGUUUGAAGAUCUGCAUGAGAUGGACACUGCCUUCAUAGACGAGUCUUACACAUUUCCUAUUAGCGUGAAGAGCCAUGUUGGGGCAAAAUUUUGCCAUCAUGGCACAUCUUCGUCAAAUGGGAGCAUCACGUCAGUAUCUUCAACAAAUACCCCCAGAACAAGUCACUUUGACUCUUAUUGGCUAGAGCGGCAUAGUCCAGAGCAAGAGGAUCUUCAACUGAUGAUGGACCUUUCUGACAUUGCCCGCUGUGGAGCAAGCACAGAGCUCUCGAAAGAGGGGUCCUGUGACUAUCUGCUUGCCUGCAUGCAAGACAUACAAGCUGUCUUGAAGCAGAGCAAGCUCAAAGCACUUGUUAUAGAUACAUUUGGGGGGAGGAUCGAGAAACUUCUCUGCGAGAAAUAUUUAUAUGCUUGUGAAAUGAUUUCUGAUAAAAGUUCAACGGGCAAUGUAAAAGAGAGUGAAACUGUCUUGGAGCAUGCAACGCAAAGUUCCGGAAUGGCUACUCCGCACGUGCUGCAGAAAGAUAGGACAAGCAUUGAUGACUUCGAGAUCAUCAAACCAAUAAGCAGAGGUGCCUUUGGUAAAGUCUUUCUUGCACGCAAAAGAACAACAGGGGACUUCUUUGCAAUAAAGGUACUCAAGAAGUUGGAUAUGAUAAGGAAAAACGACAUCGAGCGGAUACUGGAAGAGCGAAAUAUACUAAUAACUGUCAGAUACCCCUUUGUGGUUCGGUUUUUUUAUUCGUUCACCUGCAGUGAUAACCUCUAUUUGGUGAUGGAGUAUCUUAAUGGCGGUGAUCUAUACUCUCUGCUCCAAAAAGUUGGCUGUCUUGAUGAGGACAUUGCUCGUAUAUACAUUGCGGAACUGGUUCUUGCAUUGGAGUACCUCCAUUCUCUAAAUAUUGUGCACCGUGAUCUAAAGCCUGAUAACCUAUUAAUCGCUCACAAUGGACACAUCAAGCUGACAGACUUUGGGCUGUCAAAGAUCGGUCUAAUAAACAACACAAUUGAUUUAUCUGGCCCCAAGUCAGAUGCGUCUCCAAGAACAAGUUCUCGUCAAUUUCAGAUGAACCAAGAUGAAGAAAGAAUUCGGCAUUCAGCUGUUGGGACACCUGACUACUUAGCGCCGGAGAUUCUUCUUGGAACUGAACACGGUUAUGCUUCUGAUUGGUGGUCUGUGGGAAUCAUCUUGUUUGAACUAAUAAAUGGGAUCCCUCCUUUUACAGCAUCACGCCCCGAGAAAAUAUUUGACAACAUCCUCAACGGAAAAAUGCCCUGGCCAGAUGUGCCUGGUGAAAUGUCAUAUGAAGCUCAGGAUUUAAUCAACAGGUUUCUUGUCCAUGAGCCGGAAAAGCGACUGGGGGCAAAUGGAGCUGCAGAGGUAAAGUCGCAUCCCUUCUUCCGAGGUGUUGACUGGGAGAAUCUUGCUUUGCAAAAGGCUGCUUUUGUACCACAGCCUGAGAGUAUAGAUGACACGAGCUAUUUCGUACAACGGUUCAGUGAAAAGAGUUGCAGCGAUACUGAAUCUGACGACAAUAACAGCGAGUCAUAUCCAAAUUCAGGAGACGAGUUGGAUGAAUGCCCCAACCUGGCCGAUUUUGACUCUCCACCAUAUUAUCUAUCGCUCAUUAACUUUUCUUUCAAGAAUUUGUCACAAUUGGCUUCAAUCAAUCAUGAUGUGUUGUUGCAAAAGGAUUCAGCCAAAGGAGGAGGAGGAGGAGGAGGCUCACCGUUUAAUAGCCAAACGUAG